AUGUUCAUAAAAUUAGUGUAGAAAUUCAACAAAGUUCCUUAAUAAUAUAUCAAGCAUUCCAAUUUUUUCGGUUCUUGCAAUAUAGAUUCACUUCAUAUUUACCCAAAAGAUGUUUAAGAAAAAGUAUUGAAAAAGAUGUAAACACAUAUUUCUUAACCAACUCUCCGUCCAACAAAAGAAAGAGAAAAAUAUUCUGAAGAAUAUGAUCGAACACCUCACUGUAACGGUUGCUAAAAAUGCAAUAACUGGGAGCGUGAUAUUCCUUUAAUGACAAUCUAAGAAGCACUUCGUGAAGCUAUAAGAUGCUUGAAAUGUAAUGAUGCUCCAUGUUAGAAAGGAUGUACAACAUCCAUAGAUAUCAAGACAUUUAUAUACAAUAUAUAAAAUAAAAACUGGUAUGGAGCUGCCAAAUGUAUUCUUUCUGAUAAUCCUUUAGGUUUAACUUGUGGUUAAUUAUGCCCCAUAAGUGAAUUAUGUGCAAGAAAUUGUAACGUAAGCCACACAGAAUAAGGAGCAAUAAAAAUAAACAGACUCUAAGAAUUAGCAGUGCGUAUAUUUAAAGAAAUGGGAGUCAAAUAAAUUAAAGAUCCAUCUCUUGUUAAUCUUCCUCCUUCUUAUAAAACACCUAUAGCCUUAAUUGGAGCAGGACCAGCUUCUUUAAGUUGUGCUACUUUUCUUGGAAGAAUGGGUUAUGAAAAUAUAAAUAUUUUUGAAAGAGAAAGUCGUGGAGGUGGUAUUACUUCAAAUGAAAUCCCUUAAAACAGAGCUCCGAUAGAAGAAGCUUUGUGGGAAAUUUAAAUGGUUGAAUAACUUGGUGUCAAAUUCCAUUAUAAUAAGGCUUUAGGAAAAGAUUUCUCUCUUGAAGAUCUCAGAAAUUAAGGGUUUGAAACUAUAUUUUUAGGAAUAGGUCUCACUGAGCCUAAUACAGGGACUAAAGGAGCAUCUAAAGAAUUUGCAUUAAGUGCUGAAAGAGCUAGAUAGGCAAAUAAUUUUCAUUACUCAAAGCAUUUCUUAUUGAAAGUAGGAGAAGUUAUAAAAUAAACAAAACCUAAAGCAGUAAUUGAUUUACCUAAAAUGGAUGGACAUGUAGUUGUAUUAGGAAUUGGUGAUACUGCUUUAGAUUGUGCUCGUUCUGCUUUUAGAUUGGGCGCUAAAAGAGUAACUGUAGUUUUCAGAAGAGGGUUUUAAGACAUGAGAGCAAACGAUGAAAUAUUUGAACCAGGAAGACAAGAAGGAAUAAACUUUGUUGCUUAUUCAUCUCCUUUAGAAUAUGAGUUCAAUGAAAAAGGGAAUGUAAAAGCAGUAAAAUUUGAUAAAUAUUUGCCUUAAAAUAAUGAUCCUGAUAACUUAAAAUAUAAAUAAACAGACUAAAACUAUUCUUUACCUUGUGAUCAUAUAGUUUAGUCUUUCGGAUGUCAACUUCCUGAUCAAGAUUGGGUAAAGAAAAUUAAAAAAUCAGAUUCUUUAAUAGAUGUUGAUUACAGUACAAAUAAAACUAAAGCUUAUGAUUGGCUUUUUGUAGGAGGUGAUGCAAUUGGAACUAAAAACUUAGUCGAUGCUGUAAAUGAUGGAAAAACAGCUUCUUGGUUUAUGCACAAAUAUAUUUAAGAAAAAGCUGGAUAUUAAGUUCCUACAGAACCUAUAUUACCUGGCUUCUAUACUGAAAUUGAUCUUGUAGAUAUUUCAACCGAAGUUUGUGGAGUAAAAAUGAAUAAUCCUUUUGGUUUGGCAAGUGCUCCUCCGACAACAUCAUACCCUAUGAUUUCUAGAUCUUUUGAUAUCGGAUAUGACUUUGCAGUAAUUAAAACUUUAGUUUUGGACAAGGAUACAGUUUCAAAUAUUUCCCCAAGAAUUUAUAAAUUAACAAGUGAUCCUUUAAAGCUUGAACCUUCUUUCGGUAAUAUUGAAUUAGUGUCUGAAAAAUCUCUAGAAUAUUGGGUAAAAGGCGCAAUUUAAAUUAAAAAAGACUACCCAAAUAAAAUUCUUAUUGGUUCUUUGAUGGCCGGAAAUAACGAAUAAGAUUGGUAUGAUAUUGUUGAAAAAACAAAAGAAGCACCUUUUGAUAUGAUAGAACUUAAUCUCUCAUGUCCUCAUGGAAUGAAUGAAAAAGGAAUGGGUAGAGCUUGUGGAGAAGAUCCAGAUGUAGUAAGAUAAAUAACAAAAUGGGUAACUUCUAAAACGAAAGUUCCUAUAAUUAUAAAAAUAACUCCAAAUUAUGGUCAAGCAGAACUUUUAGCCUAGGCAGCUUACGAAGGAGGGGCAAAAGCAGUUACCUUAACAAAUACUAUGCCUGGUUUAAUUGAUCCUUAUCCUGAUGGAGAAUUUUCUAAUGGAGUUGGUGUUAAAAAAUAAGUUACUCCUGGAGGUUCUACAGGCUCGAUUUUGAGACCUUUUGCUUUAAGAAAAUGUGUUGAUGUUGCUAAAUAUGUUCCCUAAAUUGAAAUUUUCGGAAGUGGAGGUAUUAUUAGUGGAGAUCAUGCACUUUCUUACAUUUAAUAUGGUGCUAAAGCUCUUUAAAUAUGUUCAGCUGUUUAAAAUUUAGAUGCUGCAACAGUAUUUUAUGAUUUAAAAACAAGUUUAUAGGCUAACUUAUAUUUAUUGGGAGAUGAAAAAGCAAGAUAAAAAGGAUGGAAAGGAUAAUAUCCUCCUUAUGGUUUCUAAAAAAUGAAUAACGAACCUAAUUCAAGUAAAUUUGUUAAACCCCCUAAAAUUCUAUAAUUAGUCGCUAGUAAAUUAAAUAAUGUAUCUCCUAUUGAAAAAAUGUCAAGAAAUAUUAUUGAAGUUCCAGAAAUAAACAAAGAUCAUUGCUUAGAAUGCGGAAGAUGCUAUGUUUCUUGUACUGACUCAGGUUAUUAAGCUAUCUAAUUUGAUGGUUUUAAUACUAUUCCGAGAAUUAUUGAAGACGAUUGUACUGGUUGUGCUGUUUGUGUAUCAUCAUGUCCAGUAGAAAAUGCUAUUAAAAUGGUACCAAGGAAAACUCCUUAUACUGUCAAUAGAGGAAUUCCACCUGGUAAUGAUUGCCCUGAAAUUCAUUUAAAUACGGUUCCUCCUUUUAAACCUUGA
Messenger RNA from Ichthyophthirius multifiliis, 3063 nucleotides. RefSeq lists its product as hypothetical. The transcript has a single exon. The record is from RefSeq and is a predicted model, not a curated record. NCBI's taxonomy places the organism in Eukaryota, Ciliophora, Oligohymenophorea, Hymenostomatida. Gene Ontology annotation, cellular component: cytoplasm. Gene Ontology annotation, molecular function: dihydropyrimidine dehydrogenase (NADP+) activity; iron-sulfur cluster binding; NADP binding. Gene Ontology annotation, biological process: thymine catabolic process; uracil catabolic process.